Molecule: messenger RNA, 1061 nt
Organism: Uranotaenia lowii
Lineage: Eukaryota; Metazoa; Arthropoda; Insecta; Diptera; Culicidae
Gene: mdlc
Product: E3 ubiquitin-protein ligase RNF113A
Exons: 2
Coding region: 87-1040 (317 amino acids)
Biological process (GO): snoRNA splicing
Cellular component (GO): U2-type spliceosomal complex
Molecular function (GO): metal ion binding
Source: RefSeq, a predicted model, not a curated record
UACUUGUUUUGAUUUAUUAAAAUUUUCAUCGAUGCUCACAGUUCUGGUUUGUUAUCAGAAAUAUUCGAAAGUUUUAUUAAUUCAUAAUGUCUUCGUUCAUAAAACGCAGUGUAAAGAACAAGUUUGCAAGAAAACGCAAACAAUCCUCCUCUGAAUCAGAUGAAGAACAAUCCUCGGCUGUCGUAACGGGUCUGGACAAAAAGAAGAAAGCUAACCCCAAUGUCCAGAGCACAUCUUCGUUAAAAUUUCAACGGAAAACCGUGAACAAUAGUUCUUCCGAAGAGGGAUCAGACAACGAUGACGGCACAGGAGCAGUCGGAGUCAAUUACAUGUCAAAUCGUUCGGCCGCUCCAACCGGCCCUCAGGAUCAAGGAGCGACAGCAGAAUUGGAAAUAGAAACUGACAAAGCACAAGAUGCACAAGCAAUUUUCCAGAAAAGCCUCGAAAUUAACAAAGAACUUGAAGGGAAGGAGGACGACAAAAUUUACAGAGGAAUGAAUAAUUACACCCAGUUUUACAAGAAGAAAGACACCGCCCAGGGAAACGCUGCCUCCGGUAUGGUACGGAAGGGUCCUAUCCGCGCGCCUUCGAACAUACGAUCGACAGUUCGUUGGGAUUACCAGCCCGAUAUUUGUAAAGAUUACAAAGAAACAGGGUACUGUGGGUUCGGAGAUAGCUGUAAGUUCUUGCAUGACCGUAGCGAUUACAAACACGGCUGGCAGUUGGAAAAGGAGGGCGGAACGACCGGUGGCACCUACGCCGAUGAUUCCGACGGGGACGACACUAAGUACGAGAUACAUUCCGACGACGAGGAGCUACCGUUCAAAUGCUACAUCUGCAGGGAGAGCUUCGUAGAUCCGAUUGUUACCAAGUGUAAACACUACUUCUGUGAAAAAUGCGCCUUGGCAAACUAUAAAAAAUCGUCACGGUGCGCCAUUUGUGGCCAACAGACGAACGGAGUAUUCAAUCCAGCCAAAGAACUGAUCGCCCGUUUAAAAGCUCGUGAAAUCCAAGAAGGGGAUGAUUCUGAUAGUGAUUGAAUACAUGUUUUGGAUAGCGAA